Molecule: messenger RNA, 4795 nt
Organism: Drosophila eugracilis
Lineage: Eukaryota; Metazoa; Arthropoda; Insecta; Diptera; Drosophilidae
Gene: DopEcR
Product: G-protein coupled receptor 52
Exons: 4
Coding region: 2292-3260 (322 amino acids)
Biological process (GO): G protein-coupled receptor signaling pathway
Cellular component (GO): membrane
Molecular function (GO): G protein-coupled receptor activity; peptide binding
Source: RefSeq, a predicted model, not a curated record
CGACUUCUCGGGGCGUUAGCAGAAGAGAAGAAAAAGCGAUGGAAAAGCGGAAAAACAGUUGCCAGUUAGACAGUGAGCGCGUCGCAUCUACGCACGCAUCGAAAAGAUUCAGCGGCAGCAGCAGCAGCAGCAGCGCGUUCAGUGGUUGUUGUUGUUGGAAACGGUGGAAGCAAACACACACACACAUAGACACAGCCACAACACCAACACACCCAUACACACACACCAGCAAGCGGCCAGCAAACACAAUUUUCAGCUGGCCAACAGAAAAGAAACAAAAAGUUUGUUCAUCCUUAAUCGCUUUUUAUUUUCUACCCAACACAAUCGAAAAUGAAAAUUUGGAAAAUUUCAUACCAAAAGUGAAUUCAAUUAAACUGUGCAAUUUACGAGCUAGACGAUAAUUGAAAAAUCAAGGCACACACCUGCGCACAUGUGUCUGUGAGAGGGUCCUGUGUGUACUAUGCAUGUGUAUCUGUGUGAACUCGCCUGCGGCUGUAUGUGUGUUGAAGGCUAAGCAGAAAAUCAGCAGCCCACGGAAAAAGCCAACAAGUAAAGCGAGAAAUAAAAGUUGCAUGUGUCCCGAAAAAUCAGAAAAUUGCAAAUUGCAAAAAUUUGUUAGCCAAAGAAAGGAAAAGAAAAUCAAAUAAAAUUCACAGUGCAAAGUGACAACAUUUAAAAGUUAUUCGACAAUCGUGGAAAUCAAAAUAUUUCAAGGCAGCAAAGCCAUACAUAAAUCAUACCCCUUUCAAAUUAUCUUAUCUGGAAACAAAAAUCCAUUUAAUUUAACACCAACAAAUGCAUGCAUUAAAAUAUUAUUUAAUUGAUUUAUUAGUGAAUAAACGUUUCUUUGAGGGCCUCCGACUUUGGUUAGCUAUAUCUUAAGCCCACAUUCAUCUAGAUAUUUUACAGUUCUUGCCUGUUGCAGCCAAAGAGUUAGCAAACAAAGUGAUAAAGACAAAGUGUUCAAGACAAAAUGUUAUAAAUAUUAUUCAAAUAUUAUACAAAACAAAAACCAAAAUAAAUAACUUAACAAUUAAACGCUAAACUGGAAAUUGGAGCAAUGUCAAGGCACAGGUUUUCAACAGGAUGUUCUGGGUAAGAUGCGCACAAUUAGCUUAAACCGACAGCAGGACAUGGAGUGCAGAGGCAACAACAGCAACAACAACAACAAAAGCCAGAAUUUACAAGCAAAAGGAUAAUCACAAUCACCAAGCAGCGAAAUUAAAAUACCAAAGCCGAUACUAAACAACCGAACUAUUAUCGAACUAUUUUAAAACAAAAAACUUACACGUAGCACAACAGAAGCCUUACAAGACAACAAAACCAUUUGUGCUGUGCUUUAAUUAUAGUCAAAGAUAAUUACAACAACCCUCGAAGACCGCGUAAUUAUUACACAUUAAAUAAUAAUAUUAAUAUUAAUAAUCAUUAUUCUUCCACUUGCGAGUUUGAAAUGUGUACAUUUUUAAAUCGAUAUAUUUAAACUAUUAGCGAAUUAUUACUAACUGUUUAAACGUUCAUUAAAAACUUAGCAAAGAGCGUUGUGAAUUCAAAAAGAAGAAAUAAUUAAAUACUUUAGAACAAAUUGUACGCAAUUAGUAGAUUUUAAACGUAAGAUUUUAAUCCAAGCAAAAUUUUUAAACGAGCUUCAAACACACGAUAGACGAACAGAAAAAAAAAAACACCCACACCCGAGCAGAAACCUUAUCCUUAACCUUAACCACGGCGUCAGGACUUGUAAGGGUAACAACAAUCAAAUGCUUGGCUCACCGCCAGAAAGUAGGCAGCAGAAAGUACAGGCCAAAAAGUAGGCAGUAGAAAAUUUAUACAAAUUUGGCGCCAGCGGUGGAAAAAGGACGAAAAAAAAAGGGCAGGAAGGCGGAGAAGCAGAAAAGCAGCGCCAAGGACUCCGACGACCUUCGCGUGUGCAAGCGUCGUUGCACAAUAAAGGACGCCACUAACACUCUCACCCAGUCACAAACCCUACAUAUACUCACCUAGGCACACGGCCAAACAAACAUACACACACACACACACGCAGACACACCUACAUCCAAAAGCACAGGACAAUUGCAUGGGCGGCCGCCAUGACCGGAAGUGAAGUUCGGUCACGUCCACGUCCACUGGCCUUUGCAUAACAAUCAGCCCGCCAAGGAGCCGCCAAGAAGGUUCGGAGAAAGCGGGAGAAAGCAAGUGAAAAGCAGUAGAAGACAGAGCAAAAGGAGGAGCAACUGAAGGAUUCUAAAAACAACGAGCACAGGAAAGCCACUUUCACCCGCCAGCGGCCCGUAAAAAUGCAGGAAAUGAGCUACCUGCAGGAUAAUUCCAAGGUGGAGGCCCUCACUAAGGCGGUGCUCAUAUCCAUACUGGGCGUGGCCAUCGUCCUCUCCAACCUUCUCAUCAUCGCCACCUAUGCCAAUUUCAAGGGACCCACAGAGGUUAUCAACUAUUACCUUCUGUCCCUGGCCAUUGCCGAUCUGCUCUGCGGACUUCUGGUGGUGCCCUUCUCUGUGUAUCCCGCCUUGACCGGAGAAUGGAUGUACGGUGAUAUCGUAUGCCGCUUCACAGGUUACCUGGAGGUCACUUUGUGGGCGGUCUCUGUUUACACUUUUAUGUGGAUAUCGGUGGAUCGGUAUUUAGCAGUGAGAAAACCAUUGCGUUACGAAACGGUCCAAACGAAAACGAGAUGCCAAUGCUGGAUGGUGUUCACAUGGAUAUCGGCGGCCCUGCUCUGCUGCCCACCGAUCUUGGGCUACUCGAUGCCAAUUGAGAACAACAUGACGCACAUCUGCAUGCUGGACUGGGGGAAUAUGGCAGCAUAUAGUGCCACAUUGGCGAUUUUAGUCUUAGGUCCCAGCCUCAUUUCAAUCGUACACAACUACGGCUAUAUCUUUGUAAUGAUGCGUAAGAUUAGGUCCGGCGAGCCGAUACACGAUAAAGAAUAUGCAACUGCUCUGGCUGAAAAUUUAUCGAACCCUAGUCAUAUGAUGUCAUUCGCAUUAGUCUUUGCAUUCUGGGUGUCCUGGCUGCCAUGGAUUCUGUUGCGUCUGUAUGAGGUGGUCACGGGCGAUGUUAUCCAAAGUACUCUUAUCAACUUCGCCGUCGUCUGGAUCGGCAUAUUGAAUUCGUUUUGGAAAAUUCUGAUCAUGACCAGUAUGUCGCCGCAAUUCCGUAUCGCUUUGAGAGUAUUUUGCUUAACCAUUUGUUGUAAGACUAAGGGCCGUUUGCAAGCAGAGCUAAUCGGGUUGGACCCAGAUGACUAGAGUUAGAUUUAGAUUUUCAUUCUCCUCAAAAAAAUAAUAAGAAAAAUCCGCAAAAUAUACCCCGCUCCCCAACCCGAUCCUCAAUCCCUUUGAGAAGAACUACAAAGUCCUGCAAGUAAAAAAAUUGGUUGUAAUUGCAUUGAGCCAUUUCCUUAACUCUCUCUCUCAAUAUAUAUCUCUCUCUCGAUAUUAACACUUACUUGCCUGUUUGCCAUAUAGUUGCAUAUUUACGGGCCGUUUGGCGCUACGCGACAUGCCAAUGAAAGCACCACCCACAGCCACAGCCACAGCCACUGAAAAACUAAACUCAAAAACGCAACCACUCAACCACUCAGCCACCCAACCACCAUACAGCAACCAACCACACAGAAAAACACCAAAAAAUAACACAGACACGUUGAAAGACAUAUUCAUAUUUCUAGACCUAAGCUAAGCUAAGAGUUUUAGCGUAUCCAAUUAUGAUUGAUUAAUUGAUUGAUUGAAUUGAAUUGAUUGACGAUUAUUAUUGUGUAUUUAUGAGCUUACCACGUAUAUACUUGUACUUAACUCUAGCCAUAUACAUAUGUAGCAGCGAUUCUAAUUCUAAUUCGUAGACAAGAGACAAUUCACUAGGCAAGAACAACAUUUCCGUUUCCGGUUUACAGUUCAAACUUGCUACUAAAACAACAAUAUAUAUAAAUAUAUAAAAAUCAUAUGCUACUCAAGAAGCAAGAUAAUUAUCUAAUGAAUGCAUAAGUAUAAAACCUUUUUCAAAGUCCAUAUUAAGUAGUAUUUAGAAUUUUACAAAACAAAUCGUGUAGAGUUUAUUAAACAAUUUGCCAAACUUGACGACGGGCCGGAAAUAUAAGAAUUCUAAAUUCGGAAAACUUUCAAUCUUCGCACGCUUUGCGAAUGCGCUUUAGAAACGGAAAACCUAGUAGGCCCACAAAACGAAAGCAAAAAUGUUAAAAAAAAACCCCAAUGAAGAACAUACGCGAAAAAAGACAUUUCCAGUAGUUCUUAGAGAUAUAAUAAUAAAUGAAAGGAUAGGCUAGUGUGAAGUUUCGAUCGUUGUUUAAAUCGGCAGAUCCAGAUGCAGAUGAAGAUGCCAUGUAUUUUCCCUUUUGGCCGCCCCUGAACGCUUCGAUUUGGUGGGGUUCCCAAUUUCGCCUAGUUCCCUUAGUGGGUCAAAUUCAGUUUCCCAGGUCCCUUCAAUGAAGCGUCCAGGGUCCCAAGUCGAGUGUUUGUCGUUGAAUAUUGUCAAUCAUCAUUUGGUGUUGAUGAUAUCUUAGCCACAAACAUGCCAAAUUUGGAAAAUAGUGAACUCGAAAUGAAUUCGAAAACGAAACAUUGUGUAUAUUUUGUUGUUGUACAUUUCAUUGACGAUCUUUUGUACAUUUAGUUAUAGUUCAAAACUAAUUUACACACCAAAAAGCAAGUGUUAUCGAUUUUUAAGUGUAAGGAAAUUGUUAGAGCCGUAUAAGCAGAUAGAAAAGGCGUUUCCACAAAUAUAAACAAGGAACGCAGUAAAUAAAAGCAAAAAUGAUGAUAAGGUA